Molecule: messenger RNA, 333 nt
Organism: Nematocida ausubeli
Lineage: Eukaryota; Fungi; Microsporidia
Exons: 1
Coding region: 1-333 (110 amino acids)
Source: RefSeq, a predicted model, not a curated record
AUGAAAGAACCAAGUGAACUAGAAGAGAAGAGAAGGACAGAAGGACAGAAACCAACAGAAGGAUCUGCUGUCAUACAAAUGCAAUCAGAAGCAGUUGAACAAUUAAAAGGUAUCACAGUCAGGAAGUAUAUACCAAGUAAUAUAGUCAUAACUACAGUGGGUGGCAGUAAAAUGAAACUAAAAGGAUGGUCCACAGAGACAAAACCAAAUAUAACAGCAGAACCAGUCAAGCAAAUGCAUACAUGCAAUAUAUGUAAGAAAUCAUUCAUAGAUAAAAGGAGACUAGCCAUACACAUGAAUAUGCAUGAGAAGAAGGUAGUAGGAGUGGUCUAG